Molecule: messenger RNA, 951 nt
Organism: Apis florea (little honeybee)
Lineage: Eukaryota; Metazoa; Arthropoda; Insecta; Hymenoptera; Apidae
Gene: Ork1
Product: open rectifier K[+] channel 1
Biological process (GO): potassium ion transmembrane transport; stabilization of membrane potential
Cellular component (GO): plasma membrane
Molecular function (GO): outward rectifier potassium channel activity; potassium ion leak channel activity
Source: RefSeq, a predicted model, not a curated record
AAUAUCGAAAGAAAUCUACACGAAAUACUAUACGUUUGAAUCGAAUUUAAAGAAUUAAUCAAGAACUUUACCUUCGCGCCAACUUUUUAUCCGAUAUAUUCUUUUGAACUGUAUCGACGUGACUUGUUUCCACGGUGCGACUAGUUCGAAGCGAACGGAGACCAUAAACGAUAAACGAAUAAACCGAAACGAUAAGAUAACAUUUUCCCGGGAACAAUAUAUAGUUUGAAUUUGAACGAAGAGUAUUAUGCAGACUUCCGAAAGAGCUCGUUGUCGAACGAGCAAAGUUUCAAUCUUAUAUAUACACAUAUAUGUACAUUCGAAAAAUUGGAUUCGUCUUUUAACUUUGCUUCACACGCAUUAUGUACCGAAUCUUAAUCACGAUCACGAUGAAAUUCUCGAGAACUUGACACGAUACUGCGGAAAAUCAGUUUACAAUUAUACCGAAGGCGAUUAUCCCCUUAAAUGGGAUUUUUAUAAUAGUUUUUAUUUCGCUUAUACCGUCGUCAGCACAAUAGGUUACGGGAAUUUGGCUCCAACGAACAGGCUCAGUCGCAUCCUGAUGAUAUUUUAUGGUCUGAUAGGCAUACCUAUGAAUGGAAUUUUGUUGACACAAUUGGGAGAAUUUUUUGGCCGUGUAUUCGUUAAAGCUCAUCAAAAGUAUAAAUCUUAUAAGCAUGGCCGUGACAAUUAUUAUCCUAGAAAAUUAACAACGUUCGAAACGGGAAAAGCUGGAUUGGCUGCACAAAUAUUUGCUCACUUGUUGCCAGGUUUCGUUAUGUUCAUCUUUUUCCCAGCAUUUCUUUUCUCUCAUUACGAGGGUUGGAGUUACGAAGAAGCUGUUUAUUACGCUUUCGUCACGUUGACCACCAUUGGUUUUGGAGAUUACGUGGCAGGUGAGAAAACAUUUUUUUUACUUAUAUAAUCCAUCAGAAGGAGAGAGAGAGAGAG